CAAAGGAUUUGGAGAAAAAGUAUCAGGAUACUGCAGCAGCCGGAGAUGCAGCAACAACACCUGAAAUGCAAGCGAUGGCCAUCGCUGAAGAUGUCUUAGCUCGCUUGCCCGACAAGAUCCUGACAGGGCCUUCCCAUGAGGGGGACAUAAAGCCGUCUGAAAUGACGCCCAUGUCCAUCGUGGUCAUCCAAGAGGCGGCCCGAUACGAUCGACUCGUCAAGGUCGUAAGGUCCAGUUCCAAGGCAGUGAUCGGUGCUGUGCAGGGUGUAAGUGUACUAAAUGACAUAACGGAAGAAGUGUUGACCAGCAUGGUGCGUGGCCGGAUUCCCGCGCUAUGGGCAGGCAAGAGCUAUCCCUCGCUUAAGCCUUUCGCCUCGUACUUUAACGACUUGCUGGAGAGGCUCAAGUUCUUACAGCACUGGCACGAGCACGGCCCUCCGACGGUGUUCUGGCUGUCUGGAUUCUAUUUCCCUCAAGCCUUCCUCACAGCCGCCCAGCAGAGCUUCGCGCGCAAGUACAAAAUACCCAUCGAUCAACUCGCCUUCCACUAUCAAGUGCAAAAAACAUUUGUGCUUGAUGAGCCGCCACCAGAAGGCGUAUACAUUCGCGGUCUGUUCAUGGAAGGUGCAAGAUGGAACAUGGAAACGAUGGCCAUCGACGAGUCCAUACCUAAGAUACUCUACGACGAGUUCCCACCGGUAUGGCUAAUUCCUCUUAAACGCGAAGAAGUACCGACAGACGUGUUCUACAAUUGUCCUCUGUACAAGACUGGGGACAGGCGUGGGGUGUUGUCUACCACGGGACAUUCCACCAACUACAUCCUCUUCAUGCUACUGCCUACACAAAAGGAACCCGACCACUGGAUCAUGAGAGGCGUGGCUCUUCUUACGCAACUACCAUUCUAGAACAUUCAUCGAGGUAUAUGUAGGUAGGAUCAAAAAUUCAUGUAGGUACAGUGAG
Messenger RNA from Spodoptera exigua (beet armyworm), 960 nucleotides. NCBI's taxonomy places the organism in Eukaryota, Metazoa, Arthropoda, Insecta, Lepidoptera, Noctuidae. The record is from the annotation of a GenBank genome assembly.